AUGAGUCGAUCAACUUCGUCCGGCGACGCAGCUGCGCGUUCGGCUCUCGGGGCGUCGCCGUCGGGCAGCGAGGUCGAUCGGCUUCCUUUUCUCCCGUCUUCUUUUUCGCCGUAUUCGGUUCUCCGAGAGCCUGCUCGUGGCGUACUCAACGCAGCUCGACUCGCACCUUUCCCCUCGCACAAGAGCACCUCUUCUCUGUCCCGUCUGCGUCCACGGCUCGCCUCUCCAUCAGCUGCGCGUCAGGCAGCUGUCGACCUCCCUUCUUCCUCUGCUGCCUCUUCGGCCUCCUCUGCCGCCCCUUCCUCUCCGUAUUUCGCGGGAUGUGUGCCUCGUGUGCACGAGACUUCUUCGCAGGACCAGUUUCCAAUCGGGACCGGUAACGCGGACUGUCCUCGUCGAACCCAGAGCACUGCACAGCCAUCUGUUCCUUCCGAAUGCGAUCCUUGGCGCAACUCUUCUCACUUCCCACCUCAAGUCGUCCAAAAUUGUCUCCUGCCUCUUUCGUCCUCAUCGUCUCCGUCUCCUUAUCCGUCAUCUUCUGUCGCCUCUUUGUCCCAGUCCAGAGGCCAUGCUGUUCAGCAUGUCGCCGCGCAGGCAAGCAGCAGGGAGUCAGAGCCUGAGUCGGCUGUACGGACAGUUGGCGUGCGUCGUGUCUCUUCUCGCUGUGGCCUUGCGACCCAGACCGGAGCGAGCGACAGCUCGGAGAGUGGCGAGUCUCCUCUCCUCGGAAAUGCAUGCGACGCGUUCGCCUUUUCGAUGUCAAGGAAGGAAGAAGCUCGCCACUCGCGCCUCGGCCCGCCAGUGCCGAGCUCGUGUCAGUUCCCUGAUGCUGGAACCCCGCCAAUCUCUCACGCGAGACGCACAGACAUUCCUCCAGCUUCCUCCGUCACCUUUGCGUAUUCGGAGUCUCAUCCUCAUGUCGCCUGGCUCUUCUCGACGCCUGCGCCUUCUUCUCUUCCCGCCCGUUCGUCCUUUGCUAUCGGUCCCUCGUCGCACUCUCCUUUCCUGCCUCGGGGCUUCGGCCAGUCCCCACAGACCGACGAAAUCGCUCCGACCGUCCGGUACAGCGUCGCCACUGCGGUAGCUGAGGCGGAAUGCGAACAGAAGAAUCAUCGCGACUUUGAACGAGAGUGCGACGCAGCCCACGACACAUGUCCUCGAUUCCACGUUUCGACAGAUACCAAAACGACGUCGUUCCCGACCGCUUCUGCCUCGCCUUCCUUCUCUCCCGUCUCGACCUUCUCCUUUCCGUCUUCUCUCUCCCAUGCUGCGUUCGUCUCGUCGGCGUGGGGGCUGCGAGAAGAGCUGCAAGGCGACGUGGGCGCAUACCAACAGACGCGCGACACCGGAGAGAAAGGGCCAGGAGGCAGCGGUUUCCUCGACACCGAAGAGGCAACAGUUUGCCGCGGUCGAAGGCCCAGCACCUGCGAGGCUGUCUGUACACCCGCGAGGGAAGUACACCUCGUCGAAGACACCUCAGGUUCUCCGCCUGCCGUCAAAUUGCGCAGAAGCGCUCGCCUUCAGGAGCUCUACGCGAAAACCAAACGUGAACGGAGCAGUCCUGACGACUGGCUUGCGCGUCCUCCGUCCUCUGCGUUGCCUCUUUAUGCGAAUGCUGAUGUGUCGCCGGCCGUCUCCUGCCCUCAGAAAACACCUCUUGAUCAGCCGAGCCUUUCACGAAAGCGCCCGUCUUUGGAGCGAGAGCCUCGCCUGAGGGCUGCACAGUGUCGACCUUCUUCGCCGCCACCAUCUUUACCGGAGAAAGGCCCGAGACUAAAGCUAGGAGGAGGUGUUGUCGCCCCUGGCUUGGAUCAGGCGCGGGCUGGUGUGGAGGAGGCUUCAUCCGCUGCGGCGAGGCGGACGGUCUUGAUGCAUUGUGGGGUUGAAGCAGGCGGAAGAAGACCUGACGGGGAGGAGGCAGGGAAACGAUCGGCAGAGAGCGAGGGAGCGCAGCCUUCCCGGGCGGACGGCGCCGCCUGUCUGUUUAGCCCGGAAGACCCGACCCUCGACGACCGGAUAGAUACAGAAGAGCGAAAGAGAGAAGGAAGAGGAGUCCGGAGCUCGAACGCGUUCACGGUCCGGCGAGACGAAAGAGUCGUAGAUAUCGUGACCGAUUGUUCGCCAGAGACGCACGGACGCCUAAGAGGGCACAGGCACGAGCUAUUGCAUGCACUCGCGGCGGGAAAGGCCAACGCGAGCGAGACAGCGACUGCCUUUGCUUCCUCUUUCACUUCUUUGUUCCCUGGGUCUGGCGGGAAAACACGCGCCGUAUCGGCCCAGAGGCGCGUGUCCCUGGGGCCUCUCCGAGACGAACAAGGCCAGGAAACAGUUCGGCGACAUGGGGAAAAGGAGGCGAUAGAGACGAUCCGUUCACCUCUCUUUGUGACGUCUGUUGACGACGUCUUUCGAACGAAAGGUGAUAUCCCCGCUUCGCUCUCUGCGGGGCGUAAUGAAGGCCAGACUGUUUCCUUUGCGGGCUCGAAGGGACAGGGCGAGGCAGGGCCCGCCGGGAGAGAGCCGGCGGCGGCCCCGUCGACUUGUGUGUCUCUCGUCAGUCACGCGUUCUCGUCGCGAAGUCUCAAACUGCGAGAGGAGACACGCGUUCCGGCCUCGCGAGCUUCUUCGCCUUCCUCUUCUUGCCAUGUCGGGUGCACGCCCGCAGCUGAUGGCGGAUUCUCUGGCGAGGGCCCUCACCGUGGACUUUCUCGCCUGUCUUCCACGUCUUCGCGCCUUCUCGCUUCCGGCUCUUUCGUUCCCGGCUCGUCUGCCUGGUCCCCCUGCGGGUUCCCCGCCUAUCCGGCUUCCCCCUCGUUCCACCAAACGCUGAGGCAGCCGGCGCGGCGGCAAGAAGGAAGAGACGACGGGAACUGCGACCUCGAAAGAAGACGGGUGUCCAGAGGCGAGGAAUGUCCCGAGGCGGCGAGCGGACACGUUCGGCGAGAGUUGUGCGAGUUGGCCGUGCCUGGAACGGAGACGCGGGGCCGCAGAGAAAAAGAGGCGAAGGAAAUGAACUUUCUGCGGCGCACCGUCCUGGGAAUCGUCCUCUUUUGCCUCCUUCGCAGGCUUCUCUUGGCCUGGCUUUGGCCAUCGGGGCAUGGCCCGCCCCCCGAUGCCUUCUCUCUCAGCUCGCCCGACGAGGGCGACGCGCGUUUUCGAAGGCUCAUGGAGACGUUGGCGGCGGAGUUUCCGCAGCACCGGCAUCGGUUCCUGCCAGAAACGUCGUCUUAUUCCGCGCAUGCGUUUUCGCCCUUGGCUGUCGCCGGGCCAGGAACGACGCAGGGUUCGGGUUCGUGGAUCUCGCUUCUGAGCAGCCUUCUUUCGCGUUUCUCUUCUCGCGGGCACUCUCUGCGUCUGUCGCUCUUUAACGAAUUCACGCGAGAGGAGAGAAGAGAAGAACGACGUCCUCUGUACUCAGAAGAUGCGCCCUACCUAAUCGAGACGGCCGACUUGGAGUCGACAAAAGCGGAGAGUGCCUCCGUCACUUCGUUCUUCUCCAGAAUCGUCAGUGCGCUUUGGAGGCCGCCCUACGGCUUCUCUCCCGCUAUCUCUGCGAGUCUGCCUCUCCCUAUCCCGUCGCGCGGCGACGCCGCGACGCGACUGGAGAAAGAGACCGAAUCCCGAGAGACAGUGGAGCCGAACCACUCGCCUCACUACAAAUCGUGGAAAGCGAGAAGCCCCAAAACGGUCCCCCUGGCUGCCGUCUUCUCGCUUCUUCUUUUCUUCCUUCGCAGCUGGGGCGUGCUGCUGCGUAUGGUCUUCACGUGGGUGAUUGCUCCGCCCUUUGCGCUUCUUUUUCGGCUUCUUCUGUCUCUUCUCGUUCGGCUGUCUCUCUCCUUCUUCUUCGUCGCGGCGACCUUCCUCGGCGUCGGCUACUUUCUUCUGGUCCACCUUCGGGGCCUCUUCGCUGUCCCCCCCACAGGCAGGAGACAUCCUGUCUCUCCGCCCUCGCCGUCGCACCGCGCGUCGUGUUCUCUCUCUUUCCUGUCGCAUCCCUGGAGCUCCACGUCGAUGUGCACCCGUCACGCAGGGGUUUUCUUCUCGGCGGUCUCUGGAUCUGUGCCUGUGGGCGAACGGCGGGGAGGUCGAUUCGUCCCGUCUGCCUUAGAUGAACCCGCAGACGGUGGAGUCUCUGCGCCCUGUUCCCUUUCUUUCCUCGCUGCCUCAGCGCAGCUCUGCGCCUCUGCAGCUCGGCCGCUUCUCCCGGUGGUCUUCUCGCUCUUUUCGCGGGCCGUGCAUGUCGUUGCGGAGACACAGAGACAAGGGACAACCGGCAGCCAGGGGAGCGAAGAAGAAAGAGAGAAUGCGAGGGAAGAAGAAAGAGAGGAUGAGGGGGAAGAAGAAAGAGAGGAUGAGAGGGAAGAAGAGAGAGAGGGUGGGAGGGAAGGAAAGAGAGAGGGUGGGAGGGAAGGAAAGAGAGAGAAUGAGAGGGAAAGAGGCAGGGGAUAUGGAGAGGUGGAAUGGGCUGGAGAGGAGAUGCGCAGAGAAGACACGGAGAGGACGUUGAGGAAGGAAAGAAACAGCUGGAGGUGGAGGGUGACACGCGAGGAAGAUGUCUUCAUGGAGGAAGAAGCGAGAGCAAGCACCCCGACGGAAAUCCCGGGAAAAGUCAGAGAAGCGGAGAUUGCGUAA
Molecule: messenger RNA, 4629 nt
Organism: Neospora caninum
Lineage: Eukaryota; Apicomplexa; Conoidasida; Eucoccidiorida; Sarcocystidae
Exons: 3
Coding region: 1-4629 (1542 amino acids)
Source: RefSeq, a predicted model, not a curated record